CUCUCUCUCUCUCUCUCUCUCUCUUUGCCUCAGUGUUAUUUUUUUGUUGUUUUUUUUGCAGGAAAAUGGCUGAGGCCAGUAUUUCAGUAGAUCAGGACCAGUUCAGCUGUCCAGUCUGUCUGGAUCUCCUGAAGGAUCCGGUGACUCUCCCCUGUGGUCACAGUUUCUGUAAGGUGUGUAUUAAUGGCUGCUGGGAUCAGGAGGAUCAGAAGGGUGUCUACAGCUGUCCUCAGUGCAGAGACACUUUCACUCCCAGGCCUGUUCUACGCAGAAACAACAUGCUGGCUGAAGUGGUGGAGAAACUGAAGAAGAAGACUGAACUCCAAGCUGCUUCUCCUGCUCACUGUUACGCUGGACCUGGAGAUGUGGAGUGUGAUUUCUGUACCGGGAGAAAAUGCAAAGCUGUCAAGUCCUGUCUGAUGUGUCUGGCUUCUUACUGUGAAAUUCAUCUUAACUCACAUCUAGAACAUCCUGCUUUGAAAAAACACACAUUAAUUAAAGCUUCUGCAAAACUACAAGAGAAGAUCUGCUCUCAACAUAACAAGCUGAUUGAGAUCUACUGUCGUACUGAUCAAACCUGCAUCUGUUAUUUGUGUAUGACGGAUAAUCACAAAGGUCACGACACCGUCACAGCCACAGCAGAAAGAGCUGAGAAAGAGAAUGAGUUAAAGGAAGAGCAGAUGAAAUCCCAGCAGAGAAUCCAGGAGAAGCAGAAGAAGGUGCAGGAGCUGAAACAGGCUGUGAGCACUAUAAAGUUCACUGCACAGACAGCAGUGGAGGACAGUGAGAUUAUCUUCACUGAGCUGAUCAGCUCCAUGGAGAAAAAGCGCUCAGAGGUGACGGAGCUGAUCAGAGCUCAGGAGAAGGCUGAACUGAGUCGAGCUGAACGACUCCUGGAGCAACUGGAGCAGGAGAUUGCUGAUCUUCAGAGGAGAGUCACUGAUCUGGAGCAGCUUUCACACACACACGAUCACAUCCAUUUCCUCCAGGCUUUAGCUUCUGGACGUCACUCUCCCCCAUGGGACAGACCAACGUUUCACACGUCCAACAUCACUGUCCAUCAACAUCUCUCAUUUGAUGGAGUGAGGAAUUCUCUCUCAGAACUGAAGAAGAGACUUGAGGAAUUCUGUGAGGAGGAAUUCAACAAAAUCCCUCCACAUGCUGCAGCAGUUCAGAUCAUUUUACUACCAGAGAGCAGAGAAGAUUUUCUGAAAUAUUUCUGUUAUCUGACUCUGGAUCCCAACACAGUACAUCGUAAACUCAUUCUGUCUGAGAAGAACAGAGCGGUGAGAUACAGUGUGAAAGAGCAGCAGUACUCUGAUCAUCCAGAGAGAUUUGCCUCCUGGUAUCAGGUGUUGUGUAAGGAGAGUGUGUGUGGACGCUGUUACUGGGAGGUGGACUGGAGCAGUGAUGGUGGUGUGUUCAUUUCAGUCUCAUAUAAAGACAUCAGCAGGAAAGGACGGGGUAAUGAGUGUGUGUUUGGAUACAACAAUCAGUCCUGGAGUCUGCGGUGUUCUUCUUCUUCUUCUCUCUGUUUCUAUCACAACAAUAUUAAGGCUGAGCUUGGAGUUCCAUCAUCCUCCAGAAUAGGAGUGUAUGUGGAUCACAGUGCAGGAACUCUGUCCUACUACAGCGUCUCUGACACGAUGAAGCUCCUCCACAGAGUUCACACCACAUUCACUCAGCCUCUGUACGCUGGAUUUGGGUUCUACUCAUUUUCUGCUGUGAAAUUGUGUGAUCCAAAAUAAAGUGUGUAGUGUUUUAUGUAAAAUUUCUGCACAUUGUCACAUUGUUGCUCAGUCAUCUGUCUCACUAGCACACAAUCCAUCUGCGCAAAAACACAGUCACUCCUGUGUGUUUAUUGAGACUGAUGAUUUCAAUGGUGUCUUUUACCAUUGUGGUUCUUAUUUAUGUAUGUAACCUUGGGUACAUUUGGAUUACUAAAGAUAUUACUGAUUGACAUUAUAUUUGAUUAAUAUCCAUGUACAUGUUUUAAUAGGACACAUACAAGGUUUGCGUUUGUAUGUAACUGCACUUUAAGAGCGAGAACCUUUUAUAUUGUUUGUAUGCAAAUAUGGUUAAGAAAGCAAUCCCUAUCUGAUUGGCUGUAAAAGUUAUAGUCCCGCCUCCCUACUGGAAGAAGGAUUCUUAUUGGAUGGUUGAUUUAUCAUUCAGGGGGAGAACAGGUGAAGCAGCGGACUCUUUAGCAAAGUUGUUAUUUUGUUUGUAUGCUGGGAGUUUUCAGCAGUGUGACGACCCAUGCGUUAUGUGCGUCCUCCGUGGGUUGAAUUGUGCAAUGGCUCCGCCUUCCAACUGAUUGUUCCUGGAUGGGAUCAUUGAGGACACCUGCUGUUGGUUUCCUGCCCUACCUUUUAAAAAGCAGUAUGGCAAUUGGCCAGGAGCGAGCUGCACUAUGGACGUGGUUUCAUUUGGGUUUCGUUUAAUCUUGUUUACUUUAUACAUCCAACACUGCUACGGUCCAUUACACUUUCAUGCAUACACCUAACUUUACACUACUGAUUCCUGACUAGUUCAUGUUACGUUGUUUCUUUUUUGUAUAGUUUUCUUCUGUUAAUAAAUUUUGUACAUUAUUUGCACUUUCUUGUGUGUCCCCGUUUUUGUUACGUCCUUCUUGAGCCAUGGGGGCGUAACAAGUGGGGGCUCGUC
This is a messenger RNA of Pangasianodon hypophthalmus (striped catfish), 2667 nucleotides long. RefSeq names its product tripartite motif-containing protein 16-like. Lineage: Eukaryota; Metazoa; Chordata; Actinopteri; Siluriformes; Pangasiidae. The transcript has 6 exons. The record is from RefSeq and is a predicted model, not a curated record. Gene Ontology annotation, molecular function: zinc ion binding; protein binding. Bases 66 to 1748 code for a protein of 560 amino acids.